AUGUCGCGCGCUCUAGCCGGAGGUGAGCAAAAUGCAGAAGACGGCGUUCUGGAACCUUUGCUCGACGAACGAAACACGGCGCUUCGACCAGAAGAGAACCCCAAUGGUCCUCUUUCUGUUCCGACCAUGCAUCCAAAACCAUUGAAAGAAGAUAGCUCUACACAUCCGGCGCUACGCAUACCCCUCCGCCCCCCUCAAGCGGUGGCUACAACAGCCCCAAUAUCUCUUACACCAGACGCUGAAUUUCGCCUCAUAGAAGCCGAACUGGCGAAUUGCGAAAAGACCCGCGAAGCGCUAGCACGGCGUGAAGUUGCACUUCGAGAACGAAAAGCGGAGAUAGUACGAGAGACUAAGAUGAAGCUCGAUAAAGAGGUGCGUGAGUUGACUGUGGGAGACCAAGAUGAAGAAAUGGAUGAGGGAUUGUACAUGCACGAUGUGCAGAGAAGAGUGGAAGCAAACCUUCAGACGGCAGGGGAAAACGCGAGUCAAGCGACGGAGGAGUCACAACAGUUGGAAGAAACUGGAGGAGAGAAAGUCAUUCCAGUUAGUGCACCAGAGCGAAGGCGACUUGCGCGUCUUGCUCUGUUCAAGAACGAUCCUAGACUUGGUUGA
Molecule: messenger RNA, 612 nt
Organism: Alternaria alternata
Lineage: Eukaryota; Fungi; Ascomycota; Dothideomycetes; Pleosporales; Pleosporaceae
Exons: 1
Coding region: 1-612 (203 amino acids)
Source: RefSeq, a predicted model, not a curated record